Oryzias melastigma (Indian medaka) is the source of this 3018-nucleotide messenger RNA. RefSeq names its product VPS35 endosomal protein sorting factor like (gene vps35l). Lineage: Eukaryota; Metazoa; Chordata; Actinopteri; Beloniformes; Adrianichthyidae. Gene Ontology annotation, biological process: endocytic recycling. The transcript is spliced from 30 exons. The coding region runs from base 69 to 2981 and encodes 970 amino acids. Gene Ontology annotation, cellular component: endosome. The record is from RefSeq and is a predicted model, not a curated record.
UUUUUAUAUAAAUAUAUAUUUUUUCCCGGACAAAGCAGGAAGUGCAGAAAUGUCAUGUGACUCUAAAAAUGGCUGCUGUGCAGUGGCGCUCCAGAGAACGCAACUAUGAGGCGGAGCUGCAGAGGUGCCGUCCAGAGGCGGCUCCCAUCGAGUUCGGGGACUACCACCCCCUGAAGCCCAUCAUGGUCACCGACUCAAAGACCCGGCGUGGAACCCGCAAAGGCAGCACCUCCUCCUCGUCCUCCUCCUCUUCCUCCGCCCCUCCAGACCCUCUCAGCUCCAUGCUGGACGGCACCGACCCCCUCUCCAUGUUCGCCGCCGCGUCGGCCAGCCAGCCCGCCGCCGCCGCCGUCUCCCACAGCAGCUCCAUGGGGGACCUCGGGAGGAAGAGGAGGGAGAAGGAGGAAGAGGCGGUGGGGCCGGAUUUUGAGCCGUGGUCCAUGAAGCGCGGCGAGAUCCUGGCCAGGUUCACCACCACCGAGAAGCUGUCCAUCAAUCUCUGCAUGGGCUCAGACAAAGGGAAGGCGCUCGGGCCGGGCUCCUCGGCCGUGUCGGAGAAGGUCCGGACCCGCCUGGAGGAGCUGGACGACCUGGAGGAGGGCUCUCAGAAGGAGCUGCUGAACCUCUCCCAGCAGGACUACGCCAACCGGAUCGAGGAGCUGAACCAGUCCUUGAAGGAGGCCUGGGCCUCCGACCAGAAGGUCAAGGCGCUGAAGAUCGUCAUCCAGUGCUCCAAGCUGCUGUCCGACACCGCCGUGAUCCAGUUCUACCCCAGCAAGUUCGUCCUCAUCACCGACAUCCUGGACACGUUCGGCCGCCUGGUCUACGACAGAAUCUGGUCCAUGUGUUCUGACCCGAGGCCCCUCCCAGAAUCCUUCACGGUCGAGGACGUGAACGACACGGCGAAGGAGACCUGCCUCAACUGGUUCUUCAAGAUCGCCUCCAUCCGAGAGCUGCUGCCCAGACUAUACGUGGAAGCCGCCAUCCUGAAGUGCAACCGCUUCCUCAGCAGAACAGGCAUCCAGGAGACCCUCCCCCGUCUGACCGCCAUGAUCCGAGGAAUCGGCGACCCGCUGGUGGCGGCGUACGCCCGAGCGUACCUCUGCAGGGUGGGCGUGGAGGUGGCGCCGCACCUGAAGGACAGCCUGAACAGGAACUUCUUCGACCUGCUCGCCACCUUCAGGCAGAUCGGCGGCGAGAGCGUCCAGAACCUGCUGGUGGUCCAGAGGGUGGAGGUGCCCGAGUACCUGACCCUGUACUCCCCCGCCAUCAACUGGAUCCUGCAGUGCAUCGCCUACCGAGCCCCAGAGGUUCUGCUGACGGAGAUGAUGGACCGAUGUAAAACCAUGGCGAACAAUGCUUUGCUCCUGAACUCCAUCAUGAGGGCGUUCAGGCCGGAGUUCGUCGCUGCCAGAGCCACCGACUUCAUCGGCAUGAUCAAAGACUGCGACGAGUCCGGGUUCCCCAAGCACCUGUUGUUUGGGUCUCUGGGUCGCAGUCUGGCGUGUGCCGACCCGCCCGAGUCGGAGAGGCUGAGCAUCCUGAACGAGGCCUGGAAGGUCAUCACCAAAGUCCGCAGUCCUCAGGAUUACAUCGGCUGUGCGGAGGUGUGGGUGGAGUUCACCUGCAGACACUUCACCAAGCGCGAGGUGAACACGGUCCUGGCCGACAUCAUCAAGCACCUGACGCCCGACCGCGCCUUCGAGGACGCCUACCCUCAGCUGCAGUCGGUGAUCCGGCGGAUCCUCACCUACUUCCACGACUUCUCCGUCCUCUUCUCCAUGGAGCGCUUCCUGCCGUUUCUCGACAUGUUCCAGAAGGACGGCGUGCGGGUGGAGGUCUGCAAGUCCAUCAUGGAGGUCUUCAUCAAGCACCAGGUGGAGCUGACCAGAGAUCCGGUCAUCCUCAACGCCAUGCUGCACAUCUGCAAGACCAUGCACGACUCCGUCAACUCUCUGACUCUGGAGGACGAGAAGCGAUCUCUGGCUCUGCUGAUCGUCGGCUUCAUGCGGACGGUGUCCUUCGGUCGGGACUUUGAGCAGCAGCUGAGCUUCUGCGUGGAGGCCAGAGCCACCUUCUGCAACCUGGAGCCGGUGCUGGUGCAGCUGGUCCACACGGUGAACCAGCUCGCCAUGGAGACCCGGAGGGUGAUGAGGGGGAGCCACUCCCGGAAAACCGCCGCCUUCGUCAGGGCGUGCGCCGCCUACAGCUUCAUCACCAUCCCGUCGCUCAGCAGCAUCUUCACUCGGCUCAACCUCUACCUGCUGUCCGGCCAGGUCGCCCUCGCCAACCAGUGUCUGUCUCAGGCCGAUGCGUUCCUGAAGGCAGCCGUCAGCGUUCUCCCAGAAGUUCCUCACUCCAUCAGCAUCGAGGGGAAGCUUCGCUCCUCGGAGAGCUUCCUGCUGGACUUCAUCAACAACUUCUUGGCCACGCUGCUGGUUGUCCCGGACCAUCCGGAGCACGGCGUGCUCUACCUGGUGCGAGGUCUCCUCAACAUCGUGCAGGAUUACACCUGGGAGGAGAACACCGACGCCAAGGUGCGGGUGUACCUGAGCGCCCUCCCCCUGCUGGCCGCCAUGAGUCAGGAGACGUUCCUGUACUCCAUCCCCAAAGUGGACUCCAAUGAAACGCUGUACGGAGGAGACCCCAAGUUCCUCUCAGAGAUCAACAAGCUGUGUGAGACUCUGAUUGGACAGAUCCUGGACCACCUGAAGGCGCUGGCCCGGGACGAGCAGAGCGCCCGCCGGCAGAGCGCCCUGGCCUUCUCCCUGUUCGGCGUCCUGCUCGCUCACGGCGAUCUGAGGAACAACAAGCUGAGUCAGCUCGCCGUCAACCUGUGGAACCUCAGCCACAAGCAGGGCCUGAGCGACACCCGGCUGUCUGUUCGGACCCUGGAGCACGUCAAGCAUCAGGCGCAGCAGCCCGGCAUGGCCCACCUGUCCGAGGCGGCCCAGAGGCUCAGCCUGCAGACCCGGACCUGAACCCCCCCCCUUUGUAAAUAAAGACCGUAGAGAGGAA